AUGAUUGGAGAAGUCAGGUAAAAGUCGAAGGAAAAAGAGAAAGCGGGCGCAAAAAAGCAAACUUUGGGCUGAUAUCUAUCAUCGCGUAAUUGGCUAAUUCGUCGGCGACCGAUAUCUUCAAAUUUUAUCCAAUUCCAGCAUAUACUACCAGCAACGAAAAGAAAUUCAGAAAUCGUCUCUUCUCAUGAGAACAUAAAGAAAAUCUAAUGAACGAUGACCAAAAAAUGUAAUCAGGACGGAAAAUCUUCUUGAGAUCUUCAUUUGCGCGCUUUCUUCCCCAUUUUUCCUUUUCGUUUGACCAACAACAGUUUUUUUCUUCCAAAACCAGAAAUGAAUUAAAUGAAAUUGUUUUGUGAAUUUGUUUCUUUUUCAGCUUCAACGAACGGAAAAAUUUCCAUAAAUACAUUUUUUUAGGGUCUAGAUGGCUCUCAAAAAUCCGGAUAAUAAAAAAUGAAUCAAUAAAAACUCUUGAACGAAUUCUUGUUGCUGCUGUUCGAAAUGAUACGGUUUUUGUGAGUUCAUUCAGUAUUUUUGACUCUUCUGGUGGGAUUUGCAGCUCAGAACAAAGUUUUACAGUGAAGCAAGAUCUGCCUGCACAACUGUUCAUACAAACUUUCUUGAUAAUUCAAAAUAAACGAGUUUUUUUGGAGGUCGGCUCAGAGCUAUGCAAAUGGCGAGCAAACAGUUCUGCGCUUCAAAAGGACUCUCCGCAGCGGCUUUCGGUACUUUCGCGUCCGCCGAUACGCUUCUGUCUUCAAGGUGACCACUUCUGACUCAUAAUUCAGAAAUCCGUUGUAGUUUUCGAGUUUUUCAGAAACUUUAGUAAGUUCACUUCGAAGAGGAACUUUUUUAUCGAUAAGAAACUUUGAAUCAAGAACUUUUUUCCUCUUGAUCAGUUUUCCAUAAUUUGAAAACUAUUUUUAUUGGCUAACCAUCGAGUUGAAAGAACACAACUUCUUUUUGCGAAUAUUCAUCAUGUUCAAGAUGAAAGUGUUGGCUAUGCUGAUGCUGUUGGUGGCGGUCUCGUGGACACUCCUCGAAGUGGUCGACUCCUCGGGAGUUCCCGCCAGGCGUCUCAAACGUCAAUAUUACGGCUACGGCGGAUAUGGCUACGGUAUGAAAUAUUUGGAAAGUCGCACUAUUUCGCGGUUUUUGAUCAGUUUUUCUCAUUUUCAAAGAAAUGUAGAGAAUGAGAAUUUCCCUGGAAUACAUGGAUUUCCAGAGGCGGAUAACAGAAAGUAGAGUUUUGUGAAAAGUAAGUUUUCCUCUACAAAAAUCGGUUUUUGGGAGAAAACUUCAAAAAAAAAAGGCUCUUUUAACCGAUUCAUUAGCCUUUCUCUUCGACUUCAAUAUAUAUGUUCUCGGAAGCUUGUAAGUUAUAAAGAUUGAAAAUCCCAAAAUCUUUAUGAGAUAUAUUUUGAAGUUUGGGCAUAAAACUUCAAACUACCAUCAUCCACGAAAUAACAUUAUUCGGAAUUCUUCUGCAAAGAAAAUUCCAUGAAAUAUUUGUUAUUUUGAAACCAACCAAGCUUCAGGAUACAACUGCAACUGCGGAACCUACGCCCCAUGUCCUCACUACGACUACGGAGGCUACGGUACGACUUCAGCUCAAAGAAGUUGGAAACUGAGCAAGUUUCAGACUGCGGCUGUGCGACCUACGCGCCCUGCAGCCACUACGGCUACUACGGAGGCUACGGCGGCUAUGGAUACAAGAAAUAG
Caenorhabditis auriculariae is the source of this 1719-nucleotide messenger RNA. The record is from the annotation of a GenBank genome assembly. Lineage: Eukaryota; Metazoa; Nematoda; Chromadorea; Rhabditida; Rhabditidae.